This is a messenger RNA of Engraulis encrasicolus (European anchovy), 822 nucleotides long. It is a transcript of the gene faua, whose product is annotated as FAU ubiquitin like and ribosomal protein S30 fusion a. Gene Ontology annotation, molecular function: protein binding; structural constituent of ribosome. Gene Ontology annotation, biological process: translation. The record is from RefSeq and is a predicted model, not a curated record. The transcript is spliced from 5 exons. Lineage: Eukaryota; Metazoa; Chordata; Actinopteri; Clupeiformes; Engraulidae. Bases 332 to 733 code for a protein of 133 amino acids. Gene Ontology annotation, cellular component: cytosolic small ribosomal subunit; ribosome.
CUUUUCUCGUUUAGUGUGGAGCGACUAGCACCCAACGAGGUGAGGCCUGGAUGAAUUAUCUUUUAAAACGCUUUAAUUAGUGUCCUACCCAGAUUUUUGCGUGAAAUAUAGGUAGCGUGGUUUGUUAACAAAACGUUGUAGUGGUAAAAAGUGACAAAAAGGCUCAAAGGUCGCCAUUUUAUGAGAGUUGUUGGAACCUCGUGUACCACAUGAUAUCAGUCGUUAGCCUUGUUAGCCAUAAGUAGCCAGCAGAACACCGUGCAAGUUGUUCACUGUCUGCUGCCGUACUUGAAAAUCAACAGAAACCCUUGACGCAUCUAUUGUAAUCACAAUGCAGCUUUUCCUGCGCGCCCAGAACACACACACCCUCGAGGUGACCGGACAGGAGACUGUCCAGGACCUCAAGGCUCAUGUCCAGACCCUGGAGGGCAUCUCGGUAGAGGACCAGGUGCUGCUGCUGGCUGGUGCCCCUCUGGAGGACAGCACCGCCCUGGUGGACUGUGGCGUCACUGAACACAGCACCCUCGACGUGGUCGCCAGGCUCCUGGGAGGUAAAGUCCACGGUUCCCUGGCCCGUGCCGGCAAAGUGAGAGGACAGACCCCCAAAGUGGACAAGCAAGAGAAGAAGAAGAAGAAGACGGGCCGUGCCAAGCGCCGCAUCCAGUACAACAGGCGCUUCGUGAACGUAGUGCCCACCUUCGGCAAGAAGAAGGGCCCCAACGCCAACUCCUAAUUGACUAAUUGGCUCUCGUAGACCUUGUUAGUUCACUAUGGAGAACACGACCAAACCCCUUUCCACAAUAAACAUCUAAUUUGGAAUUA